AUGCUAACAGAUGACCUUGAUAUCGUCGUUUAUUCCUUAUCUAUCUAUCUAUCUAUCUAUCUAUCUAUCUUCUAUCUAUCUAUCUAUCUAUCUAUCUAUCUAUCUAUCUAUCUGUUUAUCUAUCUAUCUAUCUAUCUAUCUUCGUUUAUUCACUAUCUAUCUUAUUCUAUUUACUAUCUACGCUUAUUCACUAUAUAUCUUCGUUUAUUCAGUAUCUAUCUAUCUAUCUAUCUUUCUAUCUUCUAUCUAUCUAUCUAUCUAUCUAUCUAUCUAUCUAUCUAUCUUCGUUUAUUCACUUAUCUAUCUAUCUAUCUAUCUAUCUAUCUAUCUAUCUUCAUUUAUUCACUAUCUAUUCUAUUCUUUUUUUAUUCUACGCUUAUUCACUAUAUAUCUUCGUUUAUUCAGUAUCUAUCUAUCUAUCUAUCUAUCUAUCUUAUUUAUCUAUCUUCUUAUUUAUUCACUAUCUACGCUUAUUCACUAUAUAUCUUUUUAUUCAGUAUCUAUCUAUUAUUCACUAUAUAUAUUCGUCUAUUUAUUCUAUUCACUAUCUAUCUAUCUAUAUAUCUUAUCUAUCUAUCUAUCUAUCUAUCUUCAUUUAUUCACUAUCUAUCUUAUUCUAUUCACUAUCUACGCUUAUUCACUAUAUAUCUUCGUUUAUUUAGUAUCUAUCUAUCUAUCUAUCUAUCUAUCUAUCUAUCUUCAUUUAUUCACUAUCUAUCUUAUUCUAUUCACUAUCUACGCUUAUUCACUAUAUAUCUUCGUUUAUUCAGUAUCUAUCUAUCUAUCUAUCUAUCUUCAUUUAUUCACUAUCUAUCUUAUUCUAUUCACUAUCUACGCUUAUUCACUAUAUAUCUUCGUUUAUUCAGUAUCUAUCUAUCUAUCUAUCUAUCUAUCUAUCUAUCUAUCUAUCUUCAUUUAUUCACUAUCUAUCUUAUUCUAUUCACUAUCGCCGCUUAUUCAUUAUAUAUCUUUCGGCCUUUCAGUAUCUAUCUAUCUAUCUAUCUAUCUAUCUUCAUUUAUUCACUAUCUAUCUUAUUAUUUUAUUCACUAUUAUCUUCGUUUAUCUCAGUUCAUCUAUCUAUCUAUCUAUCUUCAUUUAUUCAGUAUCUAUCUAUAUUCUAUUCUAUACGCUUAUUCACUAUAUAUCUUAUUUAUUCUAUCUAUCUAUCUAUCUAUCUAUCUAUCUAUUAUUAUCUUCAUUCUCUAUCUUAUUCUAUUCACUAUCUACGUUUAUUCACUAUAUAUCUUCGUUUAUUCAGUAUCUAUCUAUCUAUCUAUCUAUCUAUCUAUCUAUCUAUCUAUCUUCAUUUAUUAUAUCUAUCUAUCACUAUCUACGUUUAUUCAUUUAUUCGUUUAUUCAGUAUCUAUCUAUUAUCUUCUAUUCAUCUAUCUUCAUUUAUUCACUAUAUAUCUUAUUCUAUUCACUAUUUAUUCACUAUAUCUAUUUAUCUAUCUAUCUAUCUUCUUUUAUUCACUAUCUUCGUUUAUUCAGUAUCUAUAUAUUUAUCUAUCUAUUACUAG
Molecule: messenger RNA, 1521 nt
Organism: Acanthosepion pharaonis
Lineage: Eukaryota; Metazoa; Mollusca; Cephalopoda; Sepiida; Sepiidae
Source: the annotation of a GenBank genome assembly